This is a messenger RNA of Quercus robur (English oak), 1863 nucleotides long. RefSeq lists its product as uncharacterized. Gene Ontology annotation, biological process: endoplasmic reticulum calcium ion homeostasis. The coding region runs from base 202 to 1629 and encodes 475 amino acids. Gene Ontology annotation, cellular component: endoplasmic reticulum. Gene Ontology annotation, molecular function: calcium ion binding. The record is from RefSeq and is a predicted model, not a curated record. NCBI's taxonomy places the organism in Eukaryota, Viridiplantae, Streptophyta, Magnoliopsida, Fagales, Fagaceae. The transcript is spliced from 3 exons.
UUAAAAAAAAAUCGUAUCAGUAGUCAGACUUACCAAGUUACCCCCUCCAACCCCGGCGGACCCUUGUUCACUUCCAUUUCCCCUCCCACCGUCCGUCUCUCACAAAAACUCAAAUCACUCAUAACAUGAUACCAUCAUAAUCCAUAAUAGCCUCACUCUCUCUGAUAAAAAUAAACGUAUUCAAUUUCCCUUACAUACACAAUGAAACCAUUCCACUUCCUCGCUUUCCUUUCCCUCCUCUUCCUCUUCCUUUCCCUCGUCUUCUCCGAUUCCCACUUCGAAGGCUUCGACUCCGAAGACCCUGAAUCCGAACCCGACUCCGACGCCGAAUCCGACUCCGAUUUCCUCUACACUACUACUACUACUUUCCUCCAUUCCCCUCCUCUCACUGUCUCCGAUCCCGAUCCCGAACCCGAACUCGAACCCACCCAUCCAGACCCGAACCCGAAUCCAGACCCAAUCCUUUCGGAUUCUCCGAAGCCAACCAGCUUCGAGUACUGGGACGAAGACGAAUUCGAAGGCUUACCUAUCGAGGAAAUCCAACAACCGCCCUUGGAAACCCCAACAAUUACCGAAAACGCCACUCCCUCCGAUCCGAAAUCGAAACCGGUUCAGCCGCCGGAACCGUUUUCGCUUAAAAAGUACACGAUCGAGAUCGUGAGCGUUACUUUCCUCAUCAUCUUCGCCAUCAACUACUUCACCGGGAGGCGCGAGAAUGAGCAACUCGCUCUCGCUUGGGCGGCGAAGUUCGCGACUAAGGAUUCUAUCUUCGAUCGGAAUUUCAGCCUCUUAGGCGUCGGAGAAGGCGACGAUUCGCCAUUGUUGUUGAAGGAAGGUCAGACCGUGUUCAAGUUUUACGCCAGUGGGCGGAGGUAUUGCCAGGGUUUGUUGGCGACCAUGGAUUUGAAGAGCCGCCACGAUUUGAUUUCGAGGUUGUAUAAUAUGGUGGUGCCGUGUAAGGACGAGAUUAGUUUCGAGGUGUAUAUGAAUGAGGAGGCGAUGGACCAUGUGGUUUUCGCGGUGGCGAAGAAGAAGGCGGCGAAGACUAUGCAGAAGGAGGUUCGGGAUUUGCAGAAGUUUGCGGGAAUGGUGCCGGUGCCGAGUGGGAAGAAGUGGGUGAGUGAGGAGUUGGCGGUGAUUUCGGAGUCGAAGGAGGUUGCUGGGGAUUUGAUCACGGAGGCCGUGCUCGAACAGGUUUUUGGAGAAAAAGCUUUUGAGAAAUUCGGAAAGGGUUUCAUGUCAAUGCAUUUCUCUGAUCAAAACCCCGGCACACAUAAGAAGGUGCUAUUGUUCAAGUUUGCCCUCCCUGACGCCAAUAACAUGGAUGAUAUGACUCGAUUGGUGGCUCUUAUACCUUAUUAUAUUGACUUGAUUGGGCGGUACAAGCUCAGUUCUCAGGCUCGAUCUAAAACAGAAGCAACCAGAUCAAAGGCUGCUCAAGAGGCAUUUAAAGAAUUGCAAAAUGUUAGGCAAGAAGCUUUGCAGAAAAAGAAGGCAGAGAGGAAAAAGAUGCUGGAGGAGGCUGAGGCAAAGCUUACUGCAGAGGCUAUUCACAAGAAAGAAGCAAAAGAGCGUGCUCGUCAAAUGAAGAAGGCAGCGCCAAAAGUAAAGAUGACCCGUGCCCACUAAUCCCAGAUUUCACUAGACGAGUUUCCAUAAUCUCCCUUAAUUUUCUGUUAUUUAACUUGUUUUACUCGGGUUUGCCCUCCUAAAUUUUUGUAACUGUACCCUUAUUGCCAUGUACUUGGUUCUUUGCUUUUAUAUUAGCUAGUCUUAAACAAUUCCACAAAUUUGUGGAUUUUGAAUGUGUACCCAAAUUCAGUGCUGCAGAAACUAUUUUCAAGCUAUUGACUGACAUUUAUA